AUGGCGUCGAGUUACGUGUCUGAACUGAGGAUUGUCCUGCUGGGGAAGGACAGAUCAGAGAUCAGCAGAGUGGGGAACUUCAUCCUACGCCAAAAAGCUUUUGAUUCUGAAGCUCCCUCUUCCUCAGUGAAGCAGCACAAUGAGACUGCUGGAGGAAUGGUGGAGGGAAGAUGCAUCACCCUCAUCAACACACCUCACCUGCUUGAUCCUCAGCUCUCUCCAGAAGAGCUGAAGCAGAGAGUGAGAGAAUGUGUAGAUCUGUGUUCUCCUGGACCUCAUGUGUUUUUACUGGUUCUCCAGUCAGAGAACUUUACAGAGCAGGACUGCUCUCUGAGGUUAAACCUGAUUGUUUGUGGGAGCAACAGUGAGCUGAAGUCCUCCAUAUCAGAUCUGAUACUGGGCCAGAGAGAGUUCAGUGCAGAGUCCAGUUCAGUGUGUGUGAAGAGGGAAGCAGAAGUAUGUGGACGUCUGAUCACCCUGGUGGAGCUUCCAGCUCUCUACAGCUCUCAGCUCUCAGAGGAGGAAGUGAUGCAGGAGACUCUCCGCUGUGUCUCUCUCUGUGAUCCUGGAGUUCAUGCUUUUCUCCUCGUCCUCCCUGAGGGACGCCUCACUGAUGAAGAUAAAGGAGAACUGGAGAAGAUCCAGAUGAUUUUUGGAUCAAAAUUCUACAACCACACCAUAGCAGUCAUCACUACAGAGUCUCAGCAACAGUCAGUAGAGUUAGAUAAAGCUACUAAACAGAUCACUGAAACAUUUAAAAGACACUGUGUUUGUGUUUUGAAUGACAGCAUUAAGUCAAUGCUCAUGAAUGAGGUUGAUCUGAUGUUGAAACUCAACAGUGGAAGCUGCUACACAUCCAGCAUGUAUUUAGAAGCACAGGUGGAAACACAGCUGAGAUACAAGGCUGAGAUUGAAGAACUGAAGAAAAAGAAAGAGACACAAGAAUCUUCCUCAGAUACAGAAGAUCUAAGAAUUGUUCUCAUGGGGAAGACUGGAGUGGGGAAGAGUGCUACAGGAAACACCAUCCUGCAGAAAGAGGUCUUCAAAGAGUUACUCUCCUCUAAGUCAGUUACCAGCGUCUGUCAGAAAGAAUCAGCUGAAAUCAGACGGAGACGGGUCACUGUGAUCGACACUCCAGGACUGUUUGAUACAAAUGUUCCUAAUGAAGAGAUCAUAAAGGAAGUCGCUAAGUGUAUCACCAUGGCUGCACCAGGUCCACACGUCUUUCUGCUGGUGCUGACAGUGGGACGCUUCACACAAGAGGAGAAAGAAGCAGUGAAGAUGAUUCAAGAACUGUUUGGUGAAGAAUCCAGAAGAUACACCAUGGUGCUCUUCACCAGAGGAGAUGAUCUGAGGAAAAUGAGCAUUGAUGAUUAUAUUAAAGAUUCUGAACACAGCUUACAAAACAUCAUUAAGCAGUGUGGAAACAGAUACCACGUGUUCAACAACAGAAAUACUGAAGACCAAACCCAGGUCACUGAUCUACUGGAGAAGAUCGACUCCAUGGUGGCAGUGAAUGGAGGGAGCUGCUACACUAAUGAGAUGUUCCAGAACACGGAGAAAGCUCUACAAGAAGAACAGAAGAGAAUCCUGGAGGAGAAAAAGGAGGAGAUAGAGAGAGAGAAAGAAGAACUGAGAACCAAACAUGAAGCUGAGCUCGAGAAACUGAAGAUGAUGAUGACAGAGGAACAGCAAAAUCUGGUAAAAAAGAGAAAAGAAAAAGAGAAAGAGUUUCAGAAGAGAGAAGCUCAAAUAAAGGAGGAGACGAAUGAAAAACGAAAGAAAGAGCUGUAUAAAAAACUCAAAGAAGAGAGAGAGGCUUUCAAUAAGAAGAUGGAAAGGAAAGAGCAGGCCUAUAAAGAAAAGAUAAAGAAUGAUCAGCGAGACAAGAAAGAAAAGUACGAGAGGGAGAAAGAAUACAUGAGGAAGCAGAAGGAGAAGGAGGCGAGGCUGCAGGCAGAAAAUAAUUUUAACACUGAAAUAUCGCUAUGGCGUGCUCCAAUACAAGCAGUAGCGGAUACAGUGGAGGCAGUAGCGGAUACAGUGGAGGCAGUAGUGGAUGCAGUAGCGAAAGGAGUAGGAAAGCUUUGUAGGGGCAUAAGCAAACUUUUUAAAUGA
Molecule: messenger RNA, 2118 nt
Organism: Astyanax mexicanus (Mexican tetra)
Lineage: Eukaryota; Metazoa; Chordata; Actinopteri; Characiformes; Acestrorhamphidae
Product: GTPase IMAP family member 8-like
Exons: 4
Coding region: 1-2118 (705 amino acids)
Molecular function (GO): GTP binding
Source: RefSeq, a predicted model, not a curated record